Messenger RNA from Symbiodinium pilosum, 930 nucleotides. NCBI's taxonomy places the organism in Eukaryota, Dinophyceae, Suessiales, Symbiodiniaceae. The record is from the annotation of a GenBank genome assembly.
AUGACAGUGGCUUACGAUGGAAGCCUCUUCAGAUACUCUGUCUUCCUGGUUCUGUGCAACCGACUGGCUGCAGUCGUCUUUGCUGUCUCCAUGGCAAUUGCAAAGGGCGAGUCCAUGAAGAAUGAGGCACCCCUGUGGAAAUAUCUCGUUGUCUCGCUGUCCAACGUGUACGCCAGCUCCUGCCAAUACGAGGCCUUGAAGUAUGUCUCCUUUGCAGUGCAGAUGCUCGGGAAGAGUUUCAAGAUGAUGCCUGUAAUGAUUUGGGGCAUGAUCAUCUCCGGAAAGUCCUACAGUGCGAGGGAUUGGGUGGUUGCUCUGUCUGUCACCCUGGGCUGCACCGAGUUCCUGAUGACAGGACCAACGCACUCCAAAGUUGACGCCAACAACAGCUUCAAGGGCUUUUUCUUGCUUGGCGGAUUCCUGGCCUUAGACGGCUUGACGUCAACCUUCCAAGAGAAGCUGUUCAAGGAGCACAAGACCACUAAGUAUAACCAGAUGUUGUACAUCAACCUUCUCUCAGCCACGGUUUCAUUUCUAACCCUCUUGUUGACCGGUGAGAUGGGACCAGCAGCAGCAUUUGGCUUCGCCCACCCGCGCUUCUGGCUGGAUUGUGGCUUGCUCAGCGCAUCAGCGGUUGCAAGCCAGUUCUUCAUUUACUCGCAAAUCAAAGAGUACGGGGCUCUGGUCUUCGCUGCAACGAUGAAUGUCCGCCAAGUUGUGUCCAUCUUGGUCUCCUAUGUGAAGUAUCACAACCCAGUGACGCAGUUGCAAGUUCUGGGUCUGUGCCUCAUCUUUUUCGCCCUCUUCUACAAGUCCAUUGCCGCCAUGAUGGCGGCACCCAGCAAAGAGGAAAAGAUGCCAAUCCUGGCGAACCAGAAAGAGAUCGUGGAGUCCACAUCGGAGCGAAAUGAUGCUGGCAAAGCUGUGUGA